This is a messenger RNA of Paramecium sonneborni, 3113 nucleotides long. NCBI's taxonomy places the organism in Eukaryota, Ciliophora, Oligohymenophorea, Peniculida, Parameciidae. The record is from the annotation of a GenBank genome assembly.
AUGAAUGAGAAUAUAUGCAGAGAUUGUAAAAUGACAUUUGAAUCAAGUGAAUAAUUGGCAAAUCAUGUUAAAAGAGUAUUAAAGCAUAAAUUGAUGAUAGUUUUGUAUAAAUUCUGAUUAUGGUAAUUUAAAUAAAUUGGAACAGAAGCAUGAUUAUGUUACUAAACCUGCAUAUCCAGAAUUGAAACCAAGUUUAAAACAAUAGGAUCCAUCAUCACUUAAAAAUUACGGUGGAUAUACAUUAGUAUGUAGAUUUAAUAAAUCAGGACUAAAUCAAAUCUAAUCUUAAAACUAAUGAUGAUGAUUUUAAAAAAUUAGAAAAUGCUGUCUUGAGGAAGAGAGAGGACGAAUUAAUUGAUUAAAUAGAUAAACUAAAAUAGGACAGAUAAUAAAUGCGUGUUGUUAGCGAUGAAGAUGAACAUAUUUAUUCAAUACUGUUACAAGAAUUAGAAUUGAAAAAGGAGAGAGAGUUUCAGUGUAGAAUUGAAAAAGAGUAAAUACGCAAAUUGAUCAAUGAAAUAGAUUCAUGGAAGAUGUCCGUCUUGGAGGAAUAAAAGAAAUAGAUGCUUGAAAAACUAUUAGUUGAAAGAGAAGAUUUAAAAAAUAAAUAGUUAUAAUUGAUAGAAGACAUAAGACUAUUUACUAGAGGACAUAAAACAUUCUAUUCAAUGGAAUAAGCUUAAAAAGUUACUGAUAAUAGAAUAAUAGCAUCAGCCUAAUAUUCAGAGGCAAAAUAAUAAUUAGUAAAACUUCACACAAGAUUAGAAUAUAGUGAUGCAGAGAGAAAUAGGAUUUUGGAUAAUGUGGAAAGAAUAAAAUUAGGAGAUUUUGGAGAAGUAAGGAGAGGAGAAUCUUCAAAGAAUAGUAUAAGAAAUAGCUAAUAAAUAUUAAAUGAUUAAAGUUAGAUAAGAAAUCAUUAGAAUUAUGAAGAGAUAGCUAGGAUGAAAGAGAAGAUAGCAUAAGAUGCUUAGAGAUUAGAUCAAUUGAAAAGAGAAUAAAUGGAACGAGUAGAUAGAUUAAAAACAUCAAGACCUCAAUCUCAUUUAUCAAAUUAAGUGAUAGAUGAAUUACAAUAAUUGAAGAAUGACUAUUAAUAGGCAGGAGGUUAAGAUCCUAAGUUUUUAAAGGAUGUUAAUAAUUUAGAAUCAUUUUAUAAAGGAGCAGUUUAAUAACCAUAAUAAUAAUAAUAAUAAUAAUAAUAAUCGUAAUUAAAUUAAUUUUAAGUAUAAUAGUAGCAACCAAUAUAAUUAUUUUAAUAAUAAUAACCUAUGUUUAUAAAUGCUUAAUAAUAAGAUAUGAAUUCAUUAAAAGAGAAGAAGAAAGAUUUUAAUGAUCCUUUCUAAUAAUUUUCAAGAAAGAAAGAGUUUUUUUUAUAAAAUAAUGUAAGAGGAGUUGAUUUGACAAGAGAAGAAUAAAUAUUAAUGAAUUUAUAAGCUUAGGAAGUAGAUGCUUUGAGAAUGAUUUCAAGAAUUCCAAUAGGUACAGAGAUAUACAGAUUUAAGAUGGAAUAAUAUAAGGAAUUGUCAACAAUGAGAGCAGAGAUGGAAAAGAUAAUUUAAGAAUAAAGAUUAUAGAGAGUAAGAAGAAAUUUUGAGAAGAAGAGAAGAGAAAAGGAUAAAGAAUUUGAGAAUAAUAAAUGGGUAGAUGAUUAAAGGAAAUUUAUAAUAGAGAAUAGAUUGAGAAAUGAUUUUGGAGAGGUUAGAAAAGAGAGUCAUUUAUAUGAUCCAGCUGAAGGAUUAGUAAUUCAUUGGGAUUAUGUAUUAGGAUUACCAAGAAAAACUAAAUUAGCAUAAUUUGUUUUUGCAGUAUUUAAUAAUAUGCAAUAAUUAAAUUAACCAAAAUUAAUAGAACCUUAUGAUUGUGAAAUAGAAGGAGAGAGUUCAAAUAGAGUAUUGAUAGGAGAAACUAGUUAAUUAUAUGAGAUUCCUGCUCAUUAAGAAGUAUUAUUAAUAAUUGAAGUUUAAUUACCAGUAAGUAAAAGAUUAGAAGAAAACAUUGGUAAGACUUAAUCAUAUGGUUGGACAUAAAUAGAUUUAUUUGAUUAACAAAGAUAAUUAAAGAGAGGCAAAUUUAAAUGUCCAUUAUAUAAAGGACCAACAGAUGCUACUAUUACAAUAGAAAAUAUUGCAAAGUUAGAACCUAUUCCUAAUGCAUGGUUUCAUAUGAGAAUUACAUAUCCAAAUGACGAAGAUUUAGGAUAAGUUAGAUCUAUAUAUCCAGAAUAAACAGCUAUGGAAUAUAAUAUACCAUAUAUUCAUUUAAGAAGCUUAUUUGAUAGAAAUUAUGAAGCUGCUAUUGAAGGGAAGGAACCAAAGAAUAAAGAUAAUGGAGAAUUCAGUUUAAAUGGUUAAAAUUAUAAAGUAACAGAAGAAGUUGAAGUCUUUGGAAAUAAAAGAAAAGCUACUCCAUAAUUAAAAGAAUAUGUAUUAAAGGGAGAUAUGAGAAAAGGUUAUAGAAUUUAAAUACAUUUCAUUUAAAAUAAGAUUGCUAAUAAUUUUAUGAGAGUUCUUUGUACAGCAUUUUAAGAAUAACAAGUAAUGUAUGAUCCUAGUGGAUAACCACUUGCAUUUAAUACUACUAUUCAUGAUCCUAGUAGUCCUAAUCCUGGAUAAAAUACAGAAUCUAAUCCAUUACCACUUGUUGAAGCAGAUCCUUAAAUGAAAGGAAUUAGUAAUAAAGCAGCUAGAUCUAUUCUUAUUGAAUUCAAUGAAGAAUUUCGCUUUUUUUAUAAUUUCUAAGAAUAAGCUAUGAUGACUGGAAAAGUAUUAUUAUUAUUAUCAUAAUUAUUUAGACUAUUUAUCUUGGAUUUUAAGUAAUUGAAAAGAAUGCAUCUUAAGGAGGAGUGAAUACUACUAUGACCAUGGGAGAUUAUGAAGUUAUUGGUUGGUCUUUUAUACUAUUUGUUAAACCUGAUGGUAGUGUUAGAACUGGUAGAAAUACUUUAAAUCUAUAUAAUCCUCCAAUUAAAAGACCUCCAUUAGAUGAAUCUAAUGUAAUUACUCUCUCUAUUCUAAUAGUUAUCACAAUCUGGAAUCAAAUUAGAUUAUUCCUUGUAUGACUUUGAAUAUAAUGAUGAAGAUAUGAUCAAAUGGAAAAAUUAAAGAGUCUUUUGA